UUCUAACUUAUAUUUCCUCAAACUUUCCAAUCUCUUUCUUUGAAUCCAAACACACUUACAUAAAAACAUAUAUAUUUCUUGUUUGCACUUUAAGUUUCAAGAUUUGAAACUUUUAUCAUAGAUUUCUUUGCCUCAAUUGUCCUCACAACUAGGCUUGUUACUUAAUUAGUUUUAUCCUAACAAACGUUAAGACAAUAGAUUAAAAUUGUGGAAGUUUCCCUAGGGCUUACAUUCAACAUAUAAAAUAUCAAUGAACUAUCACACUCUAAGUUGGAAUGCCUAAACUUUUGACAACAUUUCUCAAAUUUGGAUAUUAAAGAAAUGCCAUUUACAAUUAACCAAUCAACAAAAAGGUAGAAGCACGUUUUAAUGUUUACAAGUUUUUUCACAAUGUCUAUUAAGGGGCUUGAUAUAAAAAGUGUUCUUAUAUAUCCAUUUUGUAAUCUUGAAAAAACAAAUAGAAAGAGAUCCUUAAUCAUAUUGCACAUGUUGUUGCCUUUCCUACUGGAUCUUCUCACAACUUUAAAACAAGGGCAAUUGGAAUAAAUUUGAUUUGGGCGACAUAGAUAAGGGUAAAGGAUGAAAGAUAAGUUAUGGGUUGGGUGACUUGUUUUUAUGGUAAUUAGUAGGUUUAUAUUUCAAUUUGUCUUUGAAGCUAACUUGGAAAAUAUUACAAUGUUUGGAUUUGUGUUGCUGGAAGAGAAAGUUAUGGAAAACCCAAGUUUGUGGAGACAAAAUCCAAUUUUAGAACUUUUUCCAAUGUCUCAAAUAAUGAACUACGAAGGUCGGCUAGUGAAGACAGUGGUGAAUGACCUGAUAAAGACGUUUAAUAGAGUGCCAUUACAAGUUGCCAAGCAUCCAGUGGGAGUGGACAACGUGAAGAAUGCUCUCAUUCACAAAUUGAAUCUCAAUUCAAUGGAUGGCCUGAUUAAACUUGGAAUAUGGGGUAUUGGUGGUAUUGGCAAGACCACAAUUGCCAAAGCCAUCUACAAUGAAGUUCAUACUGAUUUUGAUGCUGCUUCUUUUGUUGCUAAUGUUCGCUCCACUGCUGCAGAUGACGCCACAGGCCUUAUGAAUUUGCAAAAGCAAAUUCUCAAGGAUUUAGCUAAAAAUGAUGUAACCGUGAACAGUAUUGAUCAUGGCAUCUCUUUGUUUAGAGAUCGUUUGGGUGGAAAGCGUGUGCUACUUGUUUUAGAUGAUGUGGAUGGUAAACAAGUGGAUGCUUUGGUUGGGGAUUGGUUGGCUCCUGGCAGCAGAGUUAUUAUUACUACAAGAGACAAACACAUUCUCAAUGUUGCUCAGUUCUCAUCCGAAUGCAUCCACGAGAUGAGUGGAUUGGAGAUUGAUGAAGGUCUGCAGUUAUUCUGUUGGCAUGCUUUUCUCAAAGCAUAUCCAAGUCCAAGUUACGCAGAUCUGUCCAAUAGAAUAGUGGAAGCUUGUAAAGGGCAUCCUCUUUCAUUGGAAGUGAUUGGAUCCUACUUGUAUGAUAAACAAAAUGACAAGGAUUGCUGGAUGGAAGCUCUUCACAACAUUAUCCGUUAUCCAGAAAUUCAGGAAAGGCUUUACAUUAGUUAUGGUGCUCUUAGUGACGAGGAAAAGGAGAUAUUUCUGGAUAUUGCUUGUUUUUUUAUUGGAGAAGAGAAAACAUGUCCUAUAGUUUUCUGGAAAUCCUUAAAGUACAAGAUGGUAAUCUCUGCAGUAUCUAAUCUUUCGAUGAAGUCAUUGAUAAAGAUUGAUGAUAAAGGAAGAUUUGAUAUGCAUGAUCAUCUGCGAGAUAUGGGGCGAAGUAUUGCUGAAAAUGAAAAAGUGUGUACUCGACUAUGGGAGGCUACCCGUUUAAGUGCGCCCAUGUCUAUUAACAAUGGCAAUUUCUCUCGCAUUCGACUUAGUGGAGGCAAUUUACAAAGGCUUGAAGUGCUCUACACACCUGGUCUUUGCUAUCUUCAUUUGCAGAAUGUGACCAUCAAAGGCAUCGCACAAGAUACACUAGCCAUGCUUCCUACAAGCCUGAUAUGGUUAGAACUGGAAAAUUGUGACUUCGAGAUGAAUAGAGUACCAAGGGAGCAACCUCUCUCCAGUAACAUUGGGCAAUUGAAGAUUAUGCGAUUACAAUCCCAUGAUCACAUUUACCAACUUUUUAUCUCCUCCGUGUUUGUACUUCCUAAUAUACAGCUGCAGCACUUGAACAUGGGAGGCUGUUCAGGUUUAAAUAACCUCCCUGAUUCCAUCGGCAACCUGUCACAGCUGCAGCACUUGGACAUGGGACACUGUUCAGGUUUAAAUAACCUCCCUGAUUCCAUCGGCAACCUGUCACAGCUGCAGCACUUGGACAUGGGAUCGUGUUCAGGUUUAAAUAACCUCCCUGAUUCCAUCGGCAACCUGUCACAGCUGCAGCACUUGGACAUGGCAUCGUGUUCAGGUUUAAAUAACCUCCCGGAUUCCAUCGGCAACCUGUCACAGCUGCAGCACUUGCACAUGGGAGGGUGUUCAGGUUUAAAUAACCUCCCCGAUUCCAUCGGCAACCUGUCACAGCUGCAGCACUUGGACAUGGGAUGGUGUUCAGGUUUAAAUAACCUCCCCGAUUCCAUCGGCAACCUGUCACAGCUGCAGCACUUGGACAUGGGAUGGUGUUCAGGUUUAAAUAACCUCCCCGAUUCCAUCGGCAACCUGUCACAGCUGCAGCACUUGGACAUGGGAUGGUGUUCAGGUUUAAAUAACCUCCCCGAUUCCAUCGGCAACCUGUCACACCUGCAGCACUUGGACAUGGGAUGGUGUUCAGGUUUAAAUAACCUCCCCGAUUCCAUCGGCAACCUGUCACAGCUGCAGCACUUGCACAUGGGAGAGUGUUCAGGUUUAAAUAACCUCCCCGAUUCCAUCGGCAACCUGUCACAGCUGCAGCACUUGCACAUGCGAUGGUGUUCAGGUUUAAAUAACCUCCCCGAUUCCAUCGGCAACCUGUCACAGCUGCAGCACUUGGACAUGGGAUGGUGUUCAGGUUUAAAUAACCUCCCCGAUUCCAUCGGCAACCUGUCACAGCUGCAGCACUUGGACAUGGGAUGGUGUUCAGGUUUAAAUAACCUCCCCGAUUCCAUCGGCAACCUGUCACAGCUGCAGCACUUGGACAUGGGAGGGUGUUCAGGUUUAAAUAACCUCCCCGAUUCCAUCGGCAACCUGUCACAGCUGCAGCACUUGGACAUGGGAUGGUGUUCAGGUUUAAAUAACCUCCCCGAUUCCAUCGGCAACCUGUCACAGCUGCAGCACUUGGACAUGGGAGGGUGUUCAGGUUUAAAUAACCUCCCCGAUUCCAUCGGCAACCUGUCACAGCUGCAGCACUUGGACAUGAGAUGGUAUUCAGGUUUAAAUAACCUCCCCGAUUCCAUCGGCAACCUGUCACAGCUGCAGCACUUGGACAUGAGAUGGUGUUCAGGUUUAAAUAACCUCCCCGAUUCCAUCGGCAACCUGUCACAGCUGCAGCACUUGGACAUGCGAUGGUGUUCAGGUUUAAAUAACCUCCCCGAUUCCAUCGGCAACCUGUCACAGCUGCAGCACUUGGACAUGGGAUGGUGUUCAGGUUUAAAUAACCUCCCCGAUUCCAUCGGCAACCUGUCACAGCUGCAGCACUUGGACAUGGGAGAGUGUUCAGGUUUAAAUAACCUCCCCGAUUCCAUCGGCAACCUGUCACAGCUGCAGCACUUGGACAUGGGAGCGUGUUCAGGUUUAAAUAACCUCCCCGAUUCCAUCGGCAACCUGUCACAGCUGCAGCACUUGGACAUGGGAGCGUGUUCAGGUUUAAAUAACCUCCCCGAUUCCAUCGGCAACCUGUCACAGCUGCAGCACUUGGACAUGGGAGCGUGUUCAGGUUUAAAUAACCUCCCCGAUUCCAUCGGCAACCUGUCACAGCUGCAGCACUUGGACAUGGAAGGGUGUUCAGGUUUAAAUAACCUCCCUGAUUCCAUCGGCGUGUUCAGGUUUAAAUAACCUCCCUGAUUCCAUCGGCAACCUGUCACAGCUCAUAGCUGCAGCACUUGAACAUGGGAGGGUGUUCAGGUUUAAAUAACCUCCCUGAUUCCAUUGGCAACCUGUCACAGCUGCACUUGAACAUGGAAGGCUGUUUAGAUUUAAAGAAUCUCCCUGAUUCCAUUGUCAACCUUCCAUACUUAGAAGGUAAAUGAAGCAUGUUUAAAAAUUAUCUCUAUCAUAAUAGAUUUGAAUCAGAGUAAAUAGAGUAAAUAAAAAUGAGCGCCAUGAUAUAAUUAAAUUUUGCCA
Cryptomeria japonica (Japanese cedar) is the source of this 4266-nucleotide messenger RNA. Its product is annotated as disease resistance protein RUN1. The transcript has 2 exons. The record is from RefSeq and is a predicted model, not a curated record. NCBI's taxonomy places the organism in Eukaryota, Viridiplantae, Streptophyta, Pinopsida, Cupressales, Cupressaceae. Bases 616 to 3978 code for a protein of 1120 amino acids. Gene Ontology annotation, molecular function: ADP binding. Gene Ontology annotation, biological process: defense response to fungus; signal transduction.